This is a messenger RNA of Jaculus jaculus (lesser Egyptian jerboa), 897 nucleotides long. It is a transcript of the gene Tmem238, whose product is annotated as transmembrane protein 238. Lineage: Eukaryota; Metazoa; Chordata; Mammalia; Rodentia; Dipodidae. The transcript is spliced from 2 exons. The record is from RefSeq and is a predicted model, not a curated record. The coding region runs from base 1 to 525 and encodes 174 amino acids.
AUGGCGGUGGCUCCGGCCGUGUGCGGCUCGCAGGCCUCCCCUCCGGGAGCCGGGUCCCCGGCGGCGUCCACCCCCGCUCCGGCGUCCGGCCUGGGCCGCUGCCGCGUGGCGCUGCUGCUGGCCGUGGCGCUGGACGUGGCGGGCAUGGCGGCGCUGCUGACCGGAGUGUUCGCUCAGCUGCAGGUGCGCGGCCGCGACUUCGGAGACCUGCUCAUCUACUCGGGCGCCCUGCUCGUCUUCCUGAGCCUGCUCGGCUGGAUCCUCUGGUACACGGGCAACAUCGAGAUCUCGCGCCAGGAGCUCGAGCGCGACUACGGCCUGAGGCCCACGGCGCUCGCCCGCCUCGCUCGCAAGCUGUCCCGCCGCUGGUCGGCGCCCGCCGCCGCCGCGGGCUCCCGGCUCACCUCGGGGCCUCGCGGAGCGCGCGCGGCCGCUGCCCGCGCGCCCCAGCCGUCCCGCCGCGUGCGCCUGCAGCUCGCCACGCUCGAGGCCGCGCCCGGGCCGGCGGGAGCUGGCGGCGAGUGAGCCCCCAGAUGACCUCACCAGCAGGACCUGACUGAGAUGUACAGCCGCUGUUCCUUGCAUCAGCCAGCCACCAGGAUACCCAGCUGUCCAUUGCUCACUUGGAUAAAUGGCUUGGCCUUGGAGCACUAGUUGCCUGUCUGGGGGAGAACUUGCACUGGUGAGGGUGGGAGGGAUCAAGCUUCCUGCCAGGGCUGGGAGCACACCCAACAAGAAGGAUGUCCCUGCCCUUGGAUCCCUGGAGCCACUGAGGAGAGAGGAGCCUGAUUUCCCAGCGGCCCUAUACAGCAGAGGCCACGAUCUUUGAGCCCAGGCUUCCCUGUGAUGGUUUGGGUCCUCCCUGAAGUAGACAUAAAAAUACACUGGCAUUGCAAA